Molecule: messenger RNA, 2796 nt
Organism: Elaeis guineensis (African oil palm)
Lineage: Eukaryota; Viridiplantae; Streptophyta; Magnoliopsida; Arecales; Arecaceae
Product: 5-methyltetrahydropteroyltriglutamate--homocysteine methyltransferase 1
Molecular function (GO): zinc ion binding; 5-methyltetrahydropteroyltriglutamate-homocysteine S-methyltransferase activity
Source: RefSeq, a predicted model, not a curated record
CUUCGCCUCCCUCCACGCUCUCUCCGGCCUCCUCUCUCCUCCUCUUCGGGACCGCUUCCUUCGCCACCAAAAGGUAAGCUCCCCGAACCCCGCUAUUCUCUCCUUUUCGUUCUCUCUUUCCCGAUCCCCAUCAACCUAUAUGCUCGCUUCCGCCUGUUUUCCCUCGGUUCUUCUCCCCCUUCUCGUGAUAGAUCCGAUCUAGGGCUUUGUGCUUCAUUCUUGUUUCUGAUACUUGGAAGUCCGAUCAGCUUUGCAUCGCGUUACCGAGAAAGAUGGCAUCACACAUUGUUGGAUAUCCUCGCAUGGGGCCAAAGAGAGAGCUCAAGUUUGCUCUUGAAUCAUUCUGGGAUGGGAAGACCAGUGCCCAAGAUUUGCAGAAGGUCGCAGCAGAUCUCAGGUGUUCAAUUUGGAAGCAAAUGGCUGAUGCUGGGAUCAAAUAUAUUCCUAGCAACACUUUUUCGUACUAUGAUCAAGUGCUCGAUACCACAGCUAUGCUUGGUGCAGUUCCUGAUAGGUACGGGUGGAAUGGUGAAGAGAUUGGGUUUGAUACCUACUUCUCCAUGGCCAGAGGAAAUGCUUCUGUACCUGCUAUGGAGAUGACCAAGUGGUUUGACACCAACUAUCAUUUCAUUGUACCUGAAUUGGGUCCAAACACUAAGUUCUCCUAUGCAUCUCACAAGGCGGUUGCUGAGUACAAUGAAGCAAAGGCGCUUGGAAUUGACACAGUUCCAGUGCUUAUUGGUCCUGUUACAUACUUGUUACUGUCGAAACAUGCUAAAGGUGUAAAGAAGACAUUUUCUCUUCUCUCACUUCUGGGAAAUGUUAUAUCUGUCUACAAGGAAGUUAUUGCUGAGUUGAAGGCUGCUGGUGCUUCAUGGAUUCAGUUUGAUGAGCCCACUCUCGUGAUGGAUCUAGAUUCUCGCCAAUUGCAAGCGUUUACUGAUGCCUACUCUGAACUGGAAUCAUCAUUCUCUGGUUUGAAUGUGCUAAUUGAGACCUAUUUUGCAGAUGUGCCUGCAGAGGCAUACAAGACUGCCACUGCCUUGAAAGGUGUCUCAGGUUUUGGAUUUGAUCUUGUGCGUGGAACCAAGACACUUGAUUUGAUUAAAAGUUCUGGCUUCCCUGCUAGCAAAUUUCUUUUUGCUGGAGUUGUCGAUGGGAGGAACAUCUGGGCCAAUGAUCUUGCUGCUUCUCUCAGCACUCUUCAGGCUCUUGAGUCUGUUGUAGGCAAAGACAAGCUUGUGGUCUCUACUUCCUGCUCGCUCAUGCACACUGCUGUUGAUCUUGUCAAUGAGACAAAAUUGGAUAGUGAAAUCAAGUCAUGGUUGGCUUUUGCUGCCCAAAAGGUAGUUGAAGUUAAUGCACUGGCUAAGGCAUUGGCUGGCCUGAAAGAUGAGGCUUUCUUCUCUGCAAAUGCUGCCGCUCAGGCUUCAAGGAAGUCAUCUCCUAGGGUGACAAAUGAAGAAGUUCAGAAGGCUGCUGCUGAUUUGAAGGGAUCUGACCAUCGCCGAGCUACAAAUGUUAGUGCCAGAUUAGAUGCACAACAGAAGAAGCUGAACCUUCCAAUCCUUCCCACCACCACUAUCGGUUCAUUUCCUCAGACCAUGGAUCUCCGAAGAGUACGACGUGAAUACAAGGCAAAUAAAAUCUCGGAAGAGGAGUAUGUUAAGGCCAUCAAAGAGGAAAUUAACAAAGUUGUCAAGCUUCAGGAAGAACUUGACAUUGACGUCCUGGUCCAUGGAGAGCCUGAAAGAAAUGACAUGGUUGAAUACUUCGGGGAGCAGUUAUCGGGCUUUGCAUUCACAGUUAAUGGCUGGGUGCAAUCUUAUGGGUCACGAUGUGUUAAACCACCUAUCAUCUAUGGAGAUGUGAGCCGUCCUAAGCCCAUGACUGUUUUCUGGUCGACAAUGGCCCAGAGCAUGACUGCUCGCCCAAUGAAGGGAAUGUUGACAGGUCCAGUCACGAUCCUUAAUUGGUCCUUUGUUAGGAAUGACCAGCCAAGGUCUGAGACCUGCUAUCAGAUUGCUCUUGCUAUCAAGAAAGAAGUGGAAGAUUUGGAAGCUGCUGGUAUUCAGGUUAUCCAAAUUGAUGAAGCGGCUCUUCGAGAAGGCUUGCCUCUGCACAAGUCUGAGCAGGCUUUCUAUCUAGAAUGGGCUGUCCAUUCUUUCAGGAUCACUAACUGUGGUGUCAAGGACACAACCCAGAUUCACACCCACAUGUGCUACUCUAACUUCAACGACAUCAUCCAUUCAAUCAUCGGCAUGGAUGCUGAUGUAAUCACCAUUGAGAACUCCCGUUCAGAUGAGAAACUUCUGUCCGUGUUCCGUGAGGGAGUGAAGUACGGUGCUGGUAUUGGGCCAGGGGUGUAUGAUAUCCACUCUCCAAGAAUCCCAUCCACGGAGGAGAUUGUUGAUCGCAUCAACAAGAUGCUUGCUGUGCUUGAAACCAACAUCCUGUGGGUUAACCCUGACUGUGGGCUCAAGACCCGCAAGUAUGCUGAAGUCAACCCUGCACUCUCCAACAUGGUUGCUGCUGCUAAGGUCCUCCGCACCCAGCUGGCCAGUGCAAAGUAGAGCUUAUAAUUCCAAUGAUUUAUGGUUAAAGGAAGAGCGAUUCUCCAUUUAUCCCUAAUAAUAUAUGGGUCUGUGUUAUGCUGAGCAUGUGGCUAGAUUUUUUAUAUGGGUAUUUUAAUCCGUUUCUUUUCUCCACUCAAGAUUAUUGGGAAAGUUUCUGUCACUAUGUACCUCGAUUUCUUUGAAAGCCAAAAAAAAAAAAAAAAAUAGCUAUUACUUGGUU